Molecule: messenger RNA, 518 nt
Organism: Rotaria socialis
Lineage: Eukaryota; Metazoa; Rotifera; Eurotatoria; Philodinida; Philodinidae
Source: the annotation of a GenBank genome assembly
AUGACAUGAAGCCAGUUGAUAUGAAAGAAAACAUUCGGAAUACUGACUUUCGUGAAAAAUUAAAAGCAUAUUUAGAAGACAUUAUCAAAGAAGAUUUAGACCAAUUUAAAGACGAAUAUGUAUUUGAGAAUUUCGACGUGGCAAAUACAUGGAGCAUUCCAUCGCGAUUAACACGAGAUAAUAUAUAUGCGGCCAUAAGUACCAUGGAUUUAUCAGGCUUUAAGCAAAAUAUAUAUGAAUCUGGUAUUCUAUCAACAUCGAUGAAAGAAUUAUCUUCUUCAUCAAUUUUUCAUGCUUCUCCAUCGGCAAAUAUAUUGUUACAAACACCAACGCAUGAUCGAUUAAAAUCUGUUACGAAUGCUUCACAUAAUGUAUCGAAAUUAAUUCCAGCUUGGUUGCCUACUCCUAAUCCAUCAUCGCUUAAUUUUGCAGCACAAUUUCGUGCAGAUGUGGUGCAACUCGUUGAAGCAAACAACAUUCACAAACACAGCGAUACCUGUCUCGAUAAUCGAUCCUGA